This is a messenger RNA of Hyposmocoma kahamanoa, 2526 nucleotides long. RefSeq lists its product as uncharacterized. The record is from RefSeq and is a predicted model, not a curated record. The transcript has a single exon. Lineage: Eukaryota; Metazoa; Arthropoda; Insecta; Lepidoptera; Cosmopterigidae. Bases 73 to 816 code for a protein of 247 amino acids.
GUAGUUUGAAUAUUUUUACCUCUCCGCUGUUACACAUAAAAUCUGCCAGACCACAUUUGCAAACAUAAAAGUAUGAAAACAAGCCUGUUAUAUGGGAUCGUCGCGGACGAGAGCUCGAAGACCAGAGUCCGCUGCGUUUUCUGCGGUGUGUACAUUCCUAAAGCCAACAAAUGUAUAGAACAACACACCAAUGGCACCAGGCACAAGGAAAACAUAGAAUUGAUGUCCGAGAACGGGAUAAACUGUAACAACGACGUCCUAUAUUGUAAGCCAUGCAAGCGCACACUUAACGAAGACGAAUCGGUAACCAAGCACAUCGAUGGUGAUGACCACGCUAAUUGGAUGACCGCCAUGGAAGACCUCGUCGACGGUGAGUUCAUCAGCCUCGUUCCUUACUUAUCUGGGGAGAAGGAUGAGGUUUUCUGUGAGGUGUGCAACUGUAGUGUAGAGUGCACCCCACUUAAUAUAGAGGAGCAUGUUAAUGAUUUCAACCACAGGGCUAAUGUCUGUGAAAAACUGAAGCCUCUCAAUGGCAUAUUUGCAGUUGAAAAUAAUGAUGAAGUGUGGUGCAAAAUCUGCAAUUUGUAUCUUGAGAAUACAGUGAAAAGUAUUCUGGAGCAUAUUGAUGACGAUGAACAACAUAUGGAUUGGUUUGCUGAGAUUGAGGAUCUGAUUGAUGGCCAGGAUAUCUCGAUUGAGAGCUAUCUCUCUAAUGAACAUGAGAGUAAUGCUUAUUGUAACAAAUGCCAUGUGGAGAUAGGUUGCAAUGUACUGAGUAUUGAAGAGCACAUAAGCACUGAAAUGCACUUAAGUUAAUAAAUCAAUGACUUAAUAUUUUACAUGUUUAAUGGAUAACACCAAAAAUAUCUGUUUAUAUCUAGCUAGUUAGUUUAUUUGCAUGCAAGUAGUGGGAUAAUUCCAGUUUCUUCAACUAUGAGUUGAGUUGUAUGUACUGAAUUUGAUGUAAGAUUGUAAUAUAAGGACAUCUGAGUUAUAGUUGAAGAUGAUGGAGUUAUGAUGUUAGAAUUAAGGAGUUACGGAACAAAAACUGAGAACUCGGAUGAAUUUCAAUUCCAAUUUAAUUUAGUUUCAUUAAAUGGAUUUGUCGUUAUGUGUUCAGAUCUGUGUAUUUCAAACAUAUUUUUAAAGUGGAUGUAGCGGUUGUUGUUCAGGUUGGAUACAUUAUUCGUAGAAACUUACAAAAACUGCAGUUUGGCAUUACAGAAAAUGAAAAUUCAAAACGUGACUAAGCAGUCUUUGUUCCAACGCUCCUCAUGAUAUGCUAUAUUUAUUAGCAUACUUGAGCAAUGUGCCUAUACUAAAUGACAUGGUUAAUAUAUUGUGGAUGGUAUCCCAUAAGUAUGAGUUUAGUAAUAAUGUGUCAUAAACCCUUUUUUUAAAUAGAUCUUAUAUAGCUUGCGCCUUUGCAUAGAUGGACCUAGUGUUGUGUUGAAUUCUGACCUGUUACUAUUGAGUAUUUCUUACAGUGUUACAUCAAUGGCCCCACCAAUUGAAUGUGUAUUGUACAUGCUUAUUGAGUAUUAUAUGCGUUUAUGAAGUUGCUUCAAAUUUAUAUUUAGGGCUCAUCAUUGAAACUGAACUUUAAAACUUGAAUGAAAAUUAAUAUGUUAAACAUUAUACAGCCAGUUUAAUGGCCAAACCUUUUGUUAAAAAUGGGAUGUUGCAAGUUUUUUGCCAUCAAUAUGACAAGAAGAAUAUAUUAAGCAACUUUAAAUUGUAUAUACUAAUACUAAAGCUUCAAUUUCGGGUGACUUGUACGCAGCAGUGGAUGUGAAUAAGGGUUGAUGAUGGUAAAAACUAUUUCAGAUAAAUAAAAACCAGCUUAGAGAAAAACGAUUUUUAAAAGUAAUUUUUGCAUAAAGUACUAAGUAUUGCCACAUUCAUACUCUUAAAGACCAUAUUUGUUAGGGUCUUUGCUUUGUUUAUUUAUUAGUGAAGUAAAUUACAGAAAAACAUAAGAUUGUAACCAUAGAUUACUUAAAAGUUAUCAAGUAACUUCAACUCUUUGGCAAGGCUCAAUGUUGAUUUAUCAGUAUAUGUUACAGUAUUGACUGAGUGUUGAUCUGUCACACUUUGUCCCCUUUUGUGUAAUAGUAAACAUGUUAGACACUUCAAAUGUUCACUAUUCCUAUAAGUUGUGCUGAAAAUUGACACUAGAAAAAGACGCAAGCUACAUACUUCUUAUUGCACACAUUUUAUUCCUUCAGAAGUGAAUAUAAUUAUUAUUUUUAAAAGAUGUUUCACUAGGUAUAACAGUGGUUUAUUUUAUUGGAAUGUUAUUUCAUUUACUUUUAUUUCCAUGAUUAGUAAUAAUUUGAUGAACCUACCAUUUUUUUUGAAACAUGAAUAAAUGGUGGCACCUACACAAAAAGCAAUUGGUUUUUUUAUGAAAUGAUAAAAUUUAAGGGUGUUUGCAGUACGUUUUUUUGACAUACAUUCCUUUCACCAGCUUUUGUGUUCAAUUAAUUUUUAUAUACAUGAUUAGAAAGUUUUAAUGUAAUGUAA